AUGUCAUCUAAUUCACCUCCAACCCUUGAAGAGGAUCUCACUCAUGCACACUUGUGGUCCGAGGAUAAUAACCAAUUAGACUCGCAGGGCAUGUCAUCACCACGUUCAAGUUCGAGCACAGAGAAGGGAAAAGCAAAGCAGACAGACGAAGAAGCAUACGAUAAUGACGAAGACAUCAUAGAGAACCCCAGCUCAGAGUCAUAUCCACCUACAAAUGACGAAGCAGCCGAGACACGACGAGUCGAGGAGAACCUACGUCGAUGGGAGAUGGCUGAACGCGAACGACGGAGAGCUGCGCGAGAAUCUGCGCAGGUCAAUGGAGGUGGGGGCGGUCCGUCUUUACUCGGAGAAGUAUCACGCAGGGCAAGCGUGCUCCUGUCGAAGCGACAGUCAGUCAGAUCAUCUGCAGGAGGGUUGGGUAACCAUCGAGCUCUUCAAUCUAGGGACUCCAUCGACGUAGUACCACUCGACGACAUCGACCAGAGUCCGCCCGCAUCUGCAAAUCCCUUCAUACAUCCAUCAGAAACGGAACCAGGUUUUGUCUCUCCAGCAUUGUCCCCCUUCGUUGAUCCGAAGGAGCAGUCUAGCGCAAUCACCGAACCUUCUGAUUCGGACUCGAAUACGCACUCAUCGCAACCACCCACACUCCGUCCGACGUCAACGCUUCCUCCUCCACAGCCUCUGGGGUUACCGCCGCCUUUAACACCACCACCUAAAGGGACUAGACCUCGCAUGGCUCCCAUGAAACCCACACCUCCACCAGCGCUGCAUCAGGAACCCAUAGAACCCGAACAGGAGGUGAGAUGGUGGCACGACUGGCUAUGUGGAUGCAGCGAAGGACCAGACCGGGGAGGAGAUAACCAGGCUGGACGCACGAAUCCAUUCGAAUGA
This is a messenger RNA of Suillus clintonianus, 891 nucleotides long. RefSeq lists its product as uncharacterized. The transcript has 3 exons. Lineage: Eukaryota; Fungi; Basidiomycota; Agaricomycetes; Boletales; Suillaceae. The record is from RefSeq and is a predicted model, not a curated record. The coding region runs from base 1 to 891 and encodes 296 amino acids.